Messenger RNA from Kwoniella mangroviensis CBS 8507, 4062 nucleotides. RefSeq lists its product as uncharacterized. Bases 1 to 4062 code for a protein of 1353 amino acids. The record is from RefSeq and is a predicted model, not a curated record. Gene Ontology annotation, molecular function: guanyl-nucleotide exchange factor activity. NCBI's taxonomy places the organism in Eukaryota, Fungi, Basidiomycota, Tremellomycetes, Tremellales, Cryptococcaceae. The transcript is spliced from 5 exons.
AUGCGUCUCAUCAAGCGUCGAUCAUCAACCAGUCUAUCUCAACAAGGAUCUUCGACUUCUUUUGCUACUUCCCCCAUAGAUACUCUUACUCCCACCCCGGUCGCUGUCCCGCCUCUUCCAUCUUCUUCUACGUCCGACGAUGGACCAUCUUCGUCUCCCACAAAGAGCGGUAGCCUCAGGGGAAGGAAGAAAAGAGACAGUCAGGAGAUGAAGUAUCCUCCGACGUCGUUUGGACAGGGUGGAACAGGAUGGAGUUUCGGUAGGAUGAGAAGCUUCAAGGGCAAACCAAGAGCGAGUCAAGAUGGGACGGUAUCAGGUUCCGAAGAUGAGGGGAAUGUCGAAGGGAAGGGAAAGGGGAAGAAACCUUUGUUGGACACCUUGAAUGUCAACUCCUUGCCCAUUCCAACUCCAGUAUUCUCUUCGUCCCCUGUAAACUACUCUAUCCCAUUACAUGCCAAAGCUCCCGUCACACCAAUUCCCCCACCCACUCCGCCUUACCUUCUCGAUAACGUUGCCACUCCCGACUUUACAGAAUCUCCGUCUUUAGGUUCAUCCCUUUCCUCUCAGUAUCCUUAUCCUCAGCCAAAUCAACCUCUUAUCGCUUUCACUCCCAGUGCUUCCAACCCAGCCCCAGUGGCGGCUCUGGCGACAGCUCAGACGGAGAGCAUCUUUCCCCCAUCUGGAUCAAGACCACCUUUGACCACUUCUGCGUCCACCAACUCUUCGGCGCCUUCUUUCGAAAGUGGAGAAUCGUCGUACCCGUUUAUCCCUCGGGGCGAUGAUAAUCAACCUCAUAAACGGGUCACUACUAGUCCUACAUCACCUCGUAAACUCACGAAGCGACGUCCGGUAUCAGUAGUAUAUGAUCAGGUGGAGUUAAUGGAGCGUCCGUCAACGUCACCCGAUCAAGGUUCGUACGAUCCUCGGCCUUUUCACAACUACAACAGUUCUCCAAACAUCUACACCGUUCUUAGCGCACCUCUUCAGCCAUCAUCCAAUCUCCCGCUGCCCGAGGGAGCGGCACCUCCACACCACCUCAAUUGGCCGCUAAAUCGAAAUCCGUCUUGCUCAACUAAUGCUUCUUCAGGUUUGACUCCCUCGACGGACGAAUCCGGUACACUCGAGACACCUAACAACGCAGUUCUCAUUCCCGGUCAAGGAGAAGGUAAUCUAUGGGAGAGAAUCGGAGAACCUAGACCACCUCUAUCUAGAGCUUCCACAUUCUCGUCCAAAGAAGGUGACGAUGGAACUAUACAUAUAUUCAAAAGAGAAGGGUAUUUUCAACAGACGAAUAGGAGAGAUAUAUCAUCCUCUAGUGGGGGAACUCAGACGGAAAAUGGAAAAUUUCAAUCUACAGCAUCGACAGAUUCAUCUCCCACUUUCCAUAGAACCGCCUCGGGUGCCAAAUACACUCCUACAGUCUCAUCCGGAAGUGAUGUUACCGCUCGUCAACCUAGGAGUAUACGAGUAUCGACCUCAAAUUUGGAGUUGAAGACUAACAAGAGUGAAACUCUUAUCUCCCCUACUUCUUCCCUGCAGAGACGAUCUGUCGCUUUCGAAGUACAACCGAUUGCCCCUGAAGACACUAAUCGACACAAUCAAGAUGGCAAUUCCAGACCUGUUAGACCCCCUCUUACGCGAUUGAGGUCGAGUAGUCUGGGAGCGAUAUCAAUCCAAACCAACUCGGUAUAUAGCGUAGGAGAAGUCACCGAAGCUACCAUCGCUGUUGUCAGUCCUGCUCGACCUUUGGAGAUUACCGGUAUUACAAGCGAACCAGCAACGAUCAGAGGGGGAAUAGCGGGGAUGCUAGCUGAUUUCGAGAAUUCGUCGGAAGCUGUUAGAAGAGCAUUUGAAAAUGAGAGACAAAGAGGAGAUUGGCCUUUAUCAUUUCCUGAGGAGGAUCCUGUUCCACGAAUUCCUGUGAGAAGGAUACAUACAGCUCGACCUGCUCCUCCACCUCGUCUGGCAUCUCCAUUGAAGAAGAACGCUCGACCACCUCUCUCACCUAUCUUACGCUCAUCAAUUAGCUCAAACUCCCCAAAGAAGCUUGUCUCAUUCAAUGCCAACACCAACACGACCGGAGAUGAAGAAGUCGCGCAGUCUUCACCCAAGCGACCAUCCAUGCCAUCUCGAUCUAGUAGCUUGAGUCGACUGUGGAGACGACUAAGUACGGGAGGAUCAGGAGUCAAGAUGAAGAAGAGCAAAUCUUCAAUGGAAAAUCUGAAAGAAGGCAUACCGCCUGUCCCGCAGGUCAAGAAGAACGAAUGGUAUGGGAGUUUGUCGGAUUCACCUACCAAGAUGGCCUCGAACAGCUUGGAAAAAGUCAUGUCGACACGAAUGAGAAGAUCGAAAGGGUCUCUUGAUCUGACGUCGAUCGAGAAAGAAAACCCCGACUUCUUAUCGUCCUUGAGACCAUUAAUCUCGACAGAACCCGAAAGACCCACCACACCAUCUUCGACCAAUUCCAAGCGAUCGAAAGGUAAAAAGAGGAUGUCUUCAAUUCCUCCACCUAGGGCUCAAUCCGUUCCACUACCAAUUAGAAGCGAUACUCCUCCAGUAAUCCCACCUUUAUCACCUGCCCCACCGCUCAGAAACCGUUUGCCUUCACCUGGACUUGCACCUGUCCUAUCUGACCAUUUACCUCCUGUAUCAGACAAUCUCAAUGCCGCCGAGGCAGGAUCCUCGACAAGUACUCCUGCACGAUCAUUCCGCAAGCUCUCUGCGCCUCCUUCGAGCGGCAGUGCAUGGAAAACACCACUGGGACCCUACACUCCGCCACUGUCAGCAAUAGUCAACGAUUAUUUCCGUGAUCUCAAGACGUCCACUUUGUUAGAAUCAUCUGAAAGUAUUUUCAAUAGAGAAGUGACUUUGCACCGAACGUCUCUGCAUGAAGAUAAAGAAUAUCAAUCGUACGAUGCUAAACGUCGAUAUAGGCAGUCCUUGGUGGAGAUCAAAGAUGAUCAGGCCUUUCAAGCUACUGUUGAGGAAUUGGUCAAGCUGGAAUCGGAUGGUAGAGUUAGAAUUACCAGGGCUGGUGGAGCUGCAUUGAGAAAUGAUCAGAUAACCCCGAUGUAUAGGACACCGUCGAAAGAUUUGCUGGAGAAACAAGCCAGACAGGAGAAUAUCAGGGCUUGGUUCGUUACUAGGGAAUUAGUACAAGGAGAAAGGAGACAUGGCAGGUUGUUGGCCAAAGGAGUUGCAGCUGUUCGACUCGCUGCUCAGGGUCACAAAGAUCUACCACCUGUUCCCCCCUUACCUACCGACGAAGAUGCAGUCAUCCCUCGACCAAUUCAAUCGCUUGGUCAUGCUAGAUCGGGUUCGGGGAACAUCAAAACUCCAUCUAGAUUGAGAAGAUCCCGAACUUCCAAUCCUAGCUCGAGUACCAAUACACCUGCUCCGUCUAGACCUACAUCAGUCACUUCAUCUCCCACAUCCACUUCUGUACCAUUACCGCCUUUACCUACUGCAUACUCCUACACGCCAAUAGAAAUCCUGUUGAUACAAUUACCCAAAUUGUAUUCGUUGAGUCUGAAAUUGUCAGAGAGGUUCGAACAUGAUCCUUCACCUUAUGGAGUUGCCGACGCGUUCGUCUCGAUGGAAGAAUACAUAACGAAAGAAGUGUCAGAAUGGGCCAAGAGAAUAGGAGAGGUUGUAUAUAGUGGGAUAGGCGAUGAGUUGAAUAAGGUCUUGGAGAAUCAGAAGUUGUCUUUGUCGACUUCUAAAAGAGGCAGAAGGAGGAUAUCGGAAGGUGGGACUGGAAAUGACGGGUUGAAUACGGAGGGUGAAGAGGAGGAGGAGGAUAGAUUUAAAUUUGCCGAUAUUAUCAUCGUACCGAUUCAACGAGCUUCCAGGUACAAACUUCUAUUCCAAGAAUUAUCUACCAAAUUAACACCUACAUCCCACACAUCGCUCAAGAUCCAACGAGCUCUCGAAGCUUCCAUACGACUAGCGAGCGAGUGUGAUCGAUGUCAGAGUUUCGAUUUGAACGCCUUACGAAGACAGGGUAAGAAAGGAAAGAGAGUUAGACCUGUUAGUGUUGGCCCUGGUGUAGGAGUCUGGUAA